Molecule: messenger RNA, 545 nt
Organism: Hyaena hyaena (striped hyena)
Lineage: Eukaryota; Metazoa; Chordata; Mammalia; Carnivora; Hyaenidae
Gene: CCL26
Product: C-C motif chemokine ligand 26
Exons: 3
Coding region: 145-429 (94 amino acids)
Biological process (GO): positive regulation of GTPase activity; G protein-coupled receptor signaling pathway; positive regulation of ERK1 and ERK2 cascade
Cellular component (GO): extracellular region
Molecular function (GO): CCR chemokine receptor binding; chemokine activity
Source: RefSeq, a predicted model, not a curated record
AUGAUAGGGCCAAAAGAGCUGUUUUUGCUUCAACCAUAAAAUUCUCUGGAAUUCUCUUCAGGGACGACUCAGCCCUGUAAAAAAGGGGUCCGGUGGAGUCAGGGGAACCUCAGAGGACGCUGUGAAGGGCCAGCUCAUAGCACCAUGAAGAGCCUUUCUGUUGGCUUUCUUGUUCUCCUGAUCUUCAUCCUGAGUGUCCAGCUCGGAGUCGCCAUACGUGGCAGUGAUGUGGCCAAGUUCUGCUGCUUCCAAUAUAGUUACAAGGUCCUUCCUUGGAAGUGGGUGCAUUCCUAUAAAUUCACCAGGAACAGCUGCUCCCGGCCGGCCGUGAUAUUCACCACCAAAAAAGGCCAUAAAGUCUGUGCGCACCCAAAGGAAAAAUGGGUGCAAAGAUACAUUUCUUUACUCAGAGCACAGGAGCAACAGUGACCUGUUGAAUCUUGAGCCCCACGAUGCCUGGACCCCGCUCUUGAGAUUGGGGUCCUUGGUGGAGCCUGGAGAUUGUCUUCGUGGGCCUGAGAAGGAGGAGGAGAGGUUUUAAUAAA